GGCACCUCCAUGGGUACCAUGUUCCACCUGGAGUUGGAGACGGAGGAGGUUAGCGAGGGCGAGCUCGAGCUCAGCCCGGCGGACGUGUGUCCCCUUCCCGAGUUGAAGUCGACUAGCAUGGAAUUUGGGGAACAGUAUGAAGAAGUGGAGCUGACUGAGACCAGCGUCAACGUUGGUCCAGAGCGCAUCGGGCCCCACUGCUUUGAGUUGCUGCGUGUUCUGGGCAAGGGGAACUUUGGCAAGGUGUUCCAGGUGAGGAAGGUACAAGGCACCAACAUGGGCAAAAUAUACGCCAUGAAAGUCCUGAAGAAGGCCAGAAUCCUUCGAAGUGCCAAGGACGUUGCGCACACACGGUCUGAGCGGAACAUUCUGGAGUCUGUGAAGCACCCCUUCAUUGUGGAUCUGGCCUAUGCCUUUCAGACUGAUGGCAAGCUCUACCUCAUCCUUGAGUGCCUCAGUGGUGGCGAGCUCUUCAUGCAUCUGGAGCGAGAAGGUUUCUUGUUGGAGGACGUGGCCAGCUUCUACCUGGCAGAGAUCACCCUGGCGCUUGGCCACCUGCACUCCAAGGGCAUCAUCUACCGAGACCUCAAGCCUGAGAACGUUAUGCUCGACAGUCAGGGGCACAUCAAACUGACAGACUUUGGGCUCUGCAAGGAGUCGGUUCACGAGGAUGCUGUCACUCACACCUUCUGUGGCACCGUUGAGUACAUGGCCCCCGAGAUUCUGAUGCGCAGUGGCCACAACCGAGCGGUGGACUGGUGGAGCCUGGGGGCCCUGAUGUGCGACAUGCUCACUGGAUCGCCACCCUUCACAGCCAGGGAUCGGAAGACAAUCAUAGACAAGAUUGUCAAGGGGAAGCUGAAGCUGCCCAACUACCUCACCCCGGAUGCCCAGGACCUCAUCAAAAAGCUUCUGAAGCGGAAUCCCAAGCAGCGGCUCGGAGGUGGCCCAGGGGACAGUGCUGAUGUGCAGAAACACCCCUUCUUUCGGAACAUCAACUGGGAUGACCUGCUAGACCGCCGUGUGGAACCCCCUAACAGGCCCUGUCUGCAGUCGGAGGAGGACGUGAGCCAGUUUGAUACCUGCUUCACACGACAGAUCCCAGUAGACAGUCCUGACAGUGCCAUCCUCAGCGAGAGUGCCAAGCAGGCCUUCCUGGGCUUCACGUACGUGGCACCCUGUGUCCUGGACAGCGUCAAAGAGGAGGGCUUCGUCUUCCAGCCCAAGCUGUGUUCCCCCAGGCGCCUCAGCAGCAGUCCCCGGACCCCCAUCAGCCCUCUGAAGUUCUCACCGUUUGAGGCGUUUCGACCCAGCCCUGCCCGGCCAGAGACCACGGAGCCACCACUACCUCUACUCGUACCACCGCCACUACUUCCCAGAUCUGCCCCUCUGCCUAUCCCUGUCCCUUCAGGGACCAAGAAGUCCAAGAGGGGCCAUGGGCACCGCAGGCGAUAG
Messenger RNA from Elephantulus edwardii (Cape elephant shrew), 1455 nucleotides. It is a transcript of the gene RPS6KB2, whose product is annotated as ribosomal protein S6 kinase, 70kDa, polypeptide 2. The record is from RefSeq and is a predicted model, not a curated record. The coding region runs from base 10 to 1455 and encodes 481 amino acids. Gene Ontology annotation, molecular function: protein serine/threonine kinase activity; ATP binding. Lineage: Eukaryota; Metazoa; Chordata; Mammalia; Macroscelidea; Macroscelididae. The transcript is spliced from 15 exons. Gene Ontology annotation, biological process: signal transduction; protein phosphorylation.